AUGGGUGUCGAGGAAGACGAAGCUCGAGGUGAACUCGACUCUCGCACCACUGCAACACCACCGCCUCUGGGCUCGCAGCUGCAAUCCUCCUCUCACACACUUACCCCCAGGAAGCGAGAUGGCUUCCCUGCAUUUCUCAAGGGGAAGCGUGUCCUGUUGGCCACUGAGUCCCUCGGUCCCGUGAACGGUGUAAGUCGCACCACUUUGAUGCUGAUUGAGCACCUGAGAAAGAAUGGCGUCCAACUCGCCAUCGUGGCCCCUCACUCUAGGCAGUCGAGACUGAAGCCCGCCACGGGAGCCGGCCUGACAGAGUUUCGGUUGCCUGGUUACGAGCUCCCUUACAACCCUGACUUGACCGUGGUCUACCCGUUCCAGCUCGAUGAGGUCUACAAGCACACUUUCAAACCCGAUAUUGUAUACUUGGCCAGCCCGGCUUCCACUGGCUUCCAGAUGCUGUUCCAGAUCCGGCAGUUGCAAGACCCACCUGUGGUUCUCCUCAACUUCCAGACCGAUCUGUCGGCUUACAGUGAGAUUCUCUUCCCCGGCCCUGUCGCCCGGUUUUCCGUCUGGCUGCUGGGAGUUGUUCAGGGCUUCUUGUUCAACCAUUGCUCCGUGCACACAAUCUUUUACCCCUCGUCCGGCGUCCGUCGGUAUCUUGAGAAGGCAGGCGCUCCCAGCAACAAGAUGGUCAAGCUGGGUCGAGGAGUCGACACAAGUUUAUUCGAUCCGUCCCGCCGGGAUGAUGGAUACCGCAAAGAACUGGCGCCGAAUGGAGAGAUGAUACUAGUAUGUGUCUGUCGACUGGCACCGGAGAAAGGCUUUGAAUUCUUGGCGCAGGUUGCCAUGCGACUAGCCAGAGAUGGAUUUCCGUUCAAAUUGCUCAUUGUGGGAGGGAAUAUGAGCGCCGAGGUUGAGGACGAAGUGCACCACCUGUUUGAUGAUGUGAAGGAGCACGUUGUCUUCACGGGUUUCCGCACCGGGGUCGAUCUAGCCCGAGCAUACGCUACCGGUGACGUCUUCCUUCACUGCUCCAUCACGGAGACUUUUGGCCUGGUGGUUCUGGAAGCGAUGGCCAGUGGCCUUCCGGUGAUCGCGCGUGAUGAGGGAGGGCCUUCCGAUAUCAUCCUACAUGGAGAGACGGGGUAUCUGGUCCCUCCGCACGACCUUGAGCAGUAUAUCGCUCUCAUCAAGGGCCUCCGGUCCGACAAGGACCUGCACUCGGAUAUGGCGGUCGCCGCCCGCCGAUACACAUGCGACGUCACCUGGGAGAAGAUCAACCAAAGGGUAGCCUGGAAAAUGACCGACGGACUGCGACAACACCUGCAACGCAAGCAGUGGAGAAGACCUAUCCGCAACUUCAUUGUUGCAAGAUACCAGGGUGUCCGGGACGGCCUUGUCAUUCCAGCGAUCGUCCAGAUCAGACUAUACCUAGCCGCCAUGGUCGUGUACAUCAUCUGGUUCAUGACAGCCUUCGUUCUGCUCUGCUACGGACACAGGGUCUUUUCGAGAGCAGCUCAACUUCUGCGAAACCCGCCGCUCGUCCUCCAGCGGUUACAGUAUCGCGCCCUGCCGGCUCUAAAGCAUGGCAUCAAAGAGACUCUGAAGGGUUUGACCUCGGGUUGA
Molecule: messenger RNA, 1623 nt
Organism: Cladophialophora carrionii CBS 160.54
Lineage: Eukaryota; Fungi; Ascomycota; Eurotiomycetes; Chaetothyriales; Herpotrichiellaceae
Exons: 1
Coding region: 1-1623 (540 amino acids)
Molecular function (GO): glycosyltransferase activity
Source: RefSeq, a predicted model, not a curated record